Messenger RNA from Vigna angularis (adzuki bean), 980 nucleotides. RefSeq lists its product as uncharacterized. The coding region runs from base 116 to 541 and encodes 141 amino acids. Lineage: Eukaryota; Viridiplantae; Streptophyta; Magnoliopsida; Fabales; Fabaceae. The record is from RefSeq and is a predicted model, not a curated record. The transcript has a single exon.
CUUUGUUCUCCAACAUCCAUCACCUUCAUCUGAUGUAAUUUUCUAACCCUAAGUUCCUCACCAUUCAACCUACACCUUCCAAGGUUGGGUUGCUUGGGAGUAACAAAACAACACCAUGAGCCUCAAUUGCCUUUCUUGUAACAUUCUCCAAAGGGUGAAUUCAAAUAACAAUGAUGCAUGUCUCCCACCAGAAGAAGAAUCAAUCAGAUCUUACGACAACAAUAAUAGCAUUAGCAACAACAAUAACAUUAGCAACAACAAUCGCAUCAACAAUAACAUUAACGACAAUAAUCGCAACAACAAUAACAAUGACAAUGGUAAAAAAAGAGUGAGUCAUAACAGGAGCUUAUCUUAUGGGAACAUGACACCAACCCAAUAUGCACAUAGUGGACCUUUGGCCAAGAUUAAGGCACAACAUAGACGCACCAACAGUGAUAGUGGUGUUGGACCAAGAUUGGUAAGGAGCAGCGGAAUGAGAAGAGAUUGGAGUUUUGAGGAUUUGUCUCCCCAACAAAAUGACAAGGGAGUUCAAUGCUAUUGAGGUUUCUGUGUCUGUCAUUAUUCAUAUGUCUCAAUUAUUGGUUGGUUUCCCUUUUUCCAUUUAUAUAUAUAUACCUUGUGUAUUGAUAAUAAUUUGCUGGGUUUGGAAGAAAUUAUUACAUGCAUGUAUGAUCCAUGCAUGCAUGAUCGCCAUGUGGUUUUAUAGUUUUGAUCAGUCUCAGUCUUAGCUUGACAUAUGUAAUCAAGUUUUUCAAAUUUUACUGAAGGGAAAAAUAAUGAAACUGGUUCAUGUUUCACGUAGAGAUUGAUCGAAAUCGUGUAAUAAUUUUUCGUUGUUCUUUUGAAAAUAAGGUGGGAGAAGAAGUGAGAGAUGUAAUUAAAGAAGGGAUUAGUGAGAUGUUCUAGUGUUUAUGUUGUUUUCAAACACUUGACGAAUUUUAUAAGAGGUUUUUUUAUUUUAUUUUUUUCACCAUGAUAAA